AACUCGUGGAAGCUAGACAAACACGGUUGCAGUUGGACUUGGGCCUCCACUAAAACGUCGUCGUCUCCCGACUCCAACUCCAAUAAGGUAAAGCCGCUGCUAAACCCCCAAACAACCAUUGGAGCCAUCACCACAAAGCUCAGAUCUUCAGUUUCAGAGGAAGAGAGAUGUUUCGGAGCCGAGUUGUAGCGUUGUUUGUGAAGGGCAAUCACAAGGCUCUGUGCAGUCUGCGAGGAACAACCCCGUCUAGGGUGUUGAAGGAGGAGCCCUAUAGAUUAUUCUCUACGGGGAUCACAAGCAAAUGCUUGGAGAAAUUCCGCUCUUUGCCUAAGGGUCACUAUGUGCCAUCUAUAAGGAAUAUGUCUACUGUGGCUUCUGUAGGUGUCGAAAGUAAGGAGGGAUUGAAGCUUCUUGUAAAUGGAGGACCACACGCUCAGAAAAUGGUUGGCAUUUGGCUUUUUUGCUCUGCUUCUUGGGUAUUCAGUAUGGUGAUACUUGGCGGUAUUACACGAUUAACGCGAUCAGGUCUUUCAAUGACUGAUUGGAAAUUUACUGGGGGCCUCCCUCCUCUAUCAGAUGGGGACUGGUUGCUUGAGUUUGAGAAGUACAAGCAGUCCCCUGAAUAUAAACGUGUAAACAAAGGGAUGAGUAUUGAAAAUUUCAAAUUUAUAUACUGGAUGGAAUAUGCACAUCGUAUGUGGGGAAGGGCAUUGGGUAUCAUGUUCGCAUUGCCAUUCUCAUAUUUUCUUCAUAAAGGGUAUAUCACCUUGCCACUUGGAUUAAGACUCUCAGCACUCUUUGGCCUUGGUGCUGGGCAGGGUCUAAUUGGCUGGUGGAUGGUUAAAAGUGGUCUAGAGGAACCAGCAUCUGAGUAUGCUCAGCCAAGAGUAAGCCCUUACCGUCUUGCAGCUCAUCUUACUUCAGCCUUUGCUAUAUACUGUGGACUUCUAUGGACUGGUCUUUCUGUAAUGAUGCCUGAACCACCUUCUAAAUCGCUAGCGUGGGUUAAUGGGGCAGCAAAAGUAAAGAGACUCGCUCUUCCUGUCAGCUUGCUUGUUGGAGUUACUGCUGUCUCAGGAGCAUUUGUUGCCGGGAAUGAUGCUGGGCAUGCUUAUAACACAUUUCCAAAGAUGGGAGACACAUGGAUCCCUGAGGAUGUUUUUGACAUGAAACCACUAAUCCGGAACUUCUUUGAGAAUACGUCUACUGUGCAGCUCGACCACCGAAUCCUUGCAACCACAACUUUAGUUUCAAUUGGCGCCCUGUGGUGGUCAACAAGGAAGUUUGACACACACCCAGUAGUUCGAUCUUUGAUCAGGACUACUCUUAGCAUGGCUGCCCUUCAGGUCACACUUGGGGUAUCCACACUUCUGUCCUAUGUGCCUGUUGAGCUUGGGACCGCACAUCAAGCUGGAGCUUUGACUCUUUUGACCUUAAUGAUCCUUCUGAAUCACACGGUGCGCAAGCCAUCACCUUUCCUUCUCAAAUCUCUGCCUCAAGCUUCCAAGAAAAUCUAGAUGUCUCUGACUUUGCAGUACAUUUCUCCAUGCAGCAAGUAACUACGUGUCAAACCUUCCAUAACCACAUGUCCACAUGAGCUCGAGAAGCGGCCACAUAAGCCCCCAUUUUCCAACUAUAAAACCUCAGUUUCCCAAUCCAGAAGCCACAUUGCCAAAAGAGAUUGC
Molecule: messenger RNA, 1685 nt
Organism: Rosa rugosa (rugosa rose)
Lineage: Eukaryota; Viridiplantae; Streptophyta; Magnoliopsida; Rosales; Rosaceae
Product: cytochrome c oxidase assembly protein COX15-like
Exons: 9
Coding region: 168-1517 (449 amino acids)
Biological process (GO): heme A biosynthetic process
Cellular component (GO): mitochondrial inner membrane
Molecular function (GO): oxidoreductase activity, acting on NAD(P)H, heme protein as acceptor
Source: RefSeq, a predicted model, not a curated record